AUGGGGGCAUAUAUUGCCAAGAUGCUCUUGCCCAUGAUCAGCAGUCUGGUCUUUUUGCCUCUGACCAGCAUAGCUACCAAGAGGGGAUUUCACAUGGAGGCUAUGGUCUACUUCUUCACCAUGUUCUUCAUGGCGAUCUACCAUGCCUGUGAGGGGCCGGGCCUGUCCAUCCUAUGCUUCAUGAAGUACGAAAUCCUGGAGUACUUCACCGUUUACGGCACAGCCAUCUCCAUGUGGGUCACUCUGCUAGCACUGGGUGACUUUGAUGAGCCGAAGCGCUCCACACUGAACAUGUUUGGGGUCCUGACGACCGCAGUGAGGAUAUAUCAGGACCGCUGGGGCUAUGGCAUCUACUCGGGCCCUAUAGGGACAGCUGUGCUCAUGAUCACAGUCAAGUGGUUGCAGAAGAUGAAGGAAAAGAGAGGCCUGUAUCCAGAGAAGAGUGUCUACACGCAGCAAGUGGGCCCAGGAUGCUGUUUUGGAGCCCUUGCUCUGAUGCUGCGCUUCUACUUUGAGGAAUGGGACUACGCCUACGUCCAUAGUUUCUACCACCUGUCGCUUGCCGUGUCGUUUGUGCUCCUGCUGCCGAAGAAGAACCGCUACGCAGGAACGGGACGCAACGUGGCCAAACUCAACUGCUACACCCUCUGCUGCUGUGUAUGA
Molecule: messenger RNA, 663 nt
Organism: Sardina pilchardus (European sardine)
Lineage: Eukaryota; Metazoa; Chordata; Actinopteri; Clupeiformes; Clupeidae
Gene: mymk
Product: myomaker, myoblast fusion factor
Exons: 5
Coding region: 1-663 (220 amino acids)
Cellular component (GO): membrane
Source: RefSeq, a predicted model, not a curated record